GUGCCAGCGGCGCUACUUGGUAAUCAUCCACCAUGUUCUCUGGCGUUCUAUGAAUCUCUGCUUAUAACGAUCACGUCGAGCGAAUUCUUGUUUGCUUAAUCAUUAUCUGUGCUAAGGGCCAUGUCGGAGGGUCUUCCUCUACUCAGUGGUCCUCCACCUACACCAGGACGAGCUGAGAGCUCAUGCAGGAAAUGCAAUAAAGAGUUCAAUAUUAUCUUUACUCGCUCUCGGCAGUGCAAUCAUUGCGGAUAUUCGUAUUGCCACAGCUGUACCGAUUAUCAGGCUCUUAUGCCUCGUGCCAAUUCCAGUGGCUAUGAAGCCCUAAAUGUGUGCGCUUACUGUAUUGAGUUCUUACAAAUGACUGCGGCAUCAAAGGGAGCUCUCAGAAACCAUUCGCUGGCAAAACUGAGAAAGUACGCCCAUGCGUACAAUAUAAGAUUGGAUCAUGCAGUUGAAAAGGAUGACGUUAUUGAGACUAUCCUCGCAGCAAGACGUCCAAAUGGUUGCCUAAGUCCUAAUCACGAGGAAUAUUAUCGACAAUAUUCAGUUCCGGAUAGAUAUGGACGCCCCCGAGGACUUUUCUCGCGAACAGGACCAGGUACAGGACCUAUCCCACCACCACCCCCGCCUCGGCGGCCAGCUAAUCGACAGCCGACUUACGAAUUUCCUCGACCAGAUCUUGCUCCUGAUGACCCACCACCGCGGGACCGUCCGACACCGCCACGCCCUCGAGCUCCCACGACACCACCACCACGUCAGGCUCCAACAACGCCACCGCGUCAGGCCCCUACGACACCGCCCCGUCCAAAUCCUACUCGUCAGAGUCCCCCACAGGCACAGGCACCGCGUCAGACUCCUCCCCGCCAGCAACAUCAGCAACCUAGGGCGUCUCGAUCAUCAGAGAACCUCAAUGUACCCCGAACUCCUCCCCGAGCUCGUACAACAUCUACCUCACCUCCUCCCACUCUCAACCAACUCGUUGAAAUGACCCCGGCAAGCAUAUCAGCGUUAUCGAUAGGCUCCCUCAAAGCGAUACUUUUCAGCAAUCACGUCAACGUCGGAAUCAUCCUUGAGAAAAGCGAUCUUGUCUCGAAAGUGACAGCACUCGUUGAGGACGAGAAACGAGAUCGAGAAAGACAGAGGUUGGCAGAGGAGCAGGAAGAGCAGGAAAGGAUUCGGAGACAGAGGGAGAUACUGGAAGAGAUUGAGAGAGCGAGGCAAGCUGAGGCUCAGCAGAACUCAGAGGCUGAUGAUACCCCAGUUUCUCCUUCACCACCGGUUACGCCUCCAAAGCCACCCGCACCAUCGAGUUUUACCGAACGAGGCGGCCUGUGCGUCGUAUGUCAGGAUGAGGAAGCGAAUAUUGCUAUAGUUGAUUGCGGGCACCUUGCGAUGUGUAGAGAAUGUUCCGAUUUGAUUAUGGCUGGUUCUCGUGAAUGUCCCUUAUGCCGUACUAGGAUCAUCACAGAGGCGCGGCUACUUCGGAUAUUCAAGACCUGAUUUUUUAUGUGCUAUGACUUAAGAUUUGUAAGA
Molecule: messenger RNA, 1533 nt
Organism: Desarmillaria tabescens
Lineage: Eukaryota; Fungi; Basidiomycota; Agaricomycetes; Agaricales; Physalacriaceae
Exons: 6
Coding region: 121-1500 (459 amino acids)
Molecular function (GO): metal ion binding
Source: RefSeq, a predicted model, not a curated record